AUGGUUUCACGGAUAGUAGCCCUACUCCUCUCAGGAGUCGCCGUCUUGCACGCGCAAGCCCAGACAGUCGCAUUUCCCGCUGAGCUCGUCGGCACGUGGAACAGCAAGGCAAACUCGACUAUGACCGGACCGGGCUUCUACGACCCCGUUAACGAGAAAUUCACUGAACCCCAGCAUACCGGUAUCAGCUACUCCUUCACCGCAGACGGUCACUUCGAGGAGGCAUAUUACCGCGCCAUCGCGAACCCGCAAGAUCCAAGGUGCCCAAAAGGCAUAAUCCAAUGGCAACAUGGCACCUUUGAGAAGUUUGAAAACGGUUCCCUGAAGCUCUCGCCCAUCAAGGUCGACGGCCGACAACUAUUCUCGGACCCGUGCCAGUACAAGAACGCCGUAUACACCCGCUACAAUGCGAGUGAACUAUUCCAGAAAUACGAGUAUGUCGCUUCGGACCAGUACCACAAGAUUCCCCGCAUUACGCUCUACAAGUGGGACGGCGCCCCAAUGAUGCCGCUCUACCUCGCCAUGACUCCGCCUACCAUGCUACCCACCACCACGCUCAACCCGCUCGUCACCCAAACCGCCGCUCCCAAGGCUAAGCGAGGCGAGCUGCCCAUGAACCACGAGGUGCUUUUCAAGAGGACUCCCGGUGCCGUAAGGGCAGAUCAAUGGUGGUGGUUCGGUGUCUUCAUGACAGCAGGCGGCAGUGUGCUCUACUACUUUUUCUAG
Pyrenophora tritici-repentis Pt-1C-BFP is the source of this 726-nucleotide messenger RNA. RefSeq names its product Rot1 domain containing protein. Gene Ontology annotation, cellular component: endoplasmic reticulum; endoplasmic reticulum membrane. Lineage: Eukaryota; Fungi; Ascomycota; Dothideomycetes; Pleosporales; Pleosporaceae. The record is from RefSeq and is a predicted model, not a curated record. Gene Ontology annotation, biological process: 'de novo' protein folding.